GUCAACUUUGCAUAGUCACCCGGUCGGAUGGGCUCAGCUCACUGGGUUAAUCUGUACGCACCGAUGAGCUCAUCUCGCGGUAAAAUAUUCUAACUAUAUGGAGUACAGAGUACAUUCUCUGUAGGGUAGACUGGGCAAGCAUCUUCUUAGUCUUCUUGUUUUUUCAUCAUCCCCGCAACAAACAUUUUCCAUCACUGUCUCAUCGCCACAGCCUGGAACAACCGCCAGCAUCACUAACCACACACACAUCUGGGCCAGGCUCUGAGGGAAACAGGAAGAAGGGUUAUCUUGUCAUUGUUACUUGUAAUUCGCGGUUUUAGGGAUUUACUGACUACAUUUCUUGCUGGGAGCAAUCUACCAUGCACCAAGAGUAGAGAGAUGGCCUAUCUUACAGAUGACAGAGCAUCAGGGCCUGAAUGGGCCCUUUUUCUGGAACAAUGCAUAUCCCACAGGAUCAUCUCUACCGAAUUCCGGGACUUUUCAGUAAUCAUGAUGCGCCGACAUCCCAUCUCGGAAAAGGCGCUGAUUCGAAUUGUCCUGGAAGCGAGAUCCGCCACAGGCCUCAUGUGGGAUCCGCUGAUACCGCUGUACGUUGAGGUAUUGCAAAAACUGGGCUACGUUAGUCUGCCUGAGAUACUAAAGACACUCUUGUUAUUUUCAACGAUAUAUGAUGAUUCACAUCCGGUAUCAAAGGCAGGGCCUAACCGAAAGGGCGUGAAAAGAAAGAAAAAAACGUCAACUUUGAUGACGGAUAACAAGAUAAUACAGAAUGUCAUGGCUACCAUCACUAUGGGUCAGGGACCUAAAGCAACGCGGGGCGCGACCGAUGUCCUUUGUGCCGUUGCCGAUUGGAUCUCUACCCUGCUUGCUUGGAGCCCGUCGUGUGAGGGUCCGGAAAGCGACCAACCUGGAGAUAUACUGGGCCAUCAGGAUGGAGCGUGUAUUUUCGGAAGCCUUGGCCUUUUGCUGGUUGCUUUAGUAGGCACUGAAAAGGGCGUGAGUGCCCUAUCUUCUUUGUCCAAAAAAGACCGGAAGCGUCUUGGACAGGCUCUUUCGUCAUACACACCUAUCUGUGCCAGUUACUCUCUUCCGCUAAGAAACAGGUUGGAUUCUAUUCAGAAAGACUUCAACAUUUAUCCGAGCGACAGCAGCAAAGGACUGGAAGAGUCGAUGAUGGGCGACGUUAAUGUUGCAGCAUUGCAGUUCGAAUCCAACGUCGUGGACAUUCCUACGACAAGUUCAAGAGCCGGGCUCUAUAUUUACAUUAAUGCUUUGCUUGCCGGACGCCCAUUGAUCGAUGACAGCAUGUUUCUUAACUACCUAAACAACCGCUACGGGGGUGACCACAUCUCAAUGGUCGAAGAGCUAAUUACCGCUGCGUUUGAUGUCUUAUCGAAUGGAAUGUAUCGAAAUGAAUCCAGCAAGACGAUGUUUCUUUUCAGAGCAUUUCUGGUCAACAAACUGCCGCCGUUCCUUGCUUAUAUGUCUGCCUCAUCCAUGUCACAAAUCCCUAUGGAGGUUUGCAUCACCCGUGCUUUGAGCCGCGUGGAUCCGAAUACAUUUCCAUCUUUCUCUGAAACCUUUUCUAUGCAAGGAAAUUCAGUGCUUUCGGACGUCAGGCAGGAGUUCCUAUUCUCUUGCGCCUUGCAUAAGUUGAUUCCCGAAUCGAGCAUCGAGCGUCUACUGGGAGAGAAUCCCAUGCAAACCCUUCCAGUCGGCGGCCAAUUCAUGAAGGACACUUUGAUCGCCCAGAUAAACAACAAUCCUGAGCGAGCGGAGCAACUUUUGAAUGGAAUUGAAUCCAUGGAAGGAAAUGCCGGAGCAAUAGUUGACGCUAUAAUUGAGGUCAUGCAUAACUUAUGCUCGAGGAAGGAGACAAUGACCUUGAAAAGUAUCUGUAACUCUCUGUCACGGCGGCCACAAACUUUAGAUAUUAUUCUCUUGUUCAAAAGCCCGUCCUUUAUUCUACAGCCUCUCUGUUCAUUACUGGAUGCGUGGAAGUGGGACGAAGACCAAGGCGAGAGUCAGCUAGUGUAUGAUGAAUUCGGCAGUAUCUUACUCCUGGUACUUGCGUUCAAAUACAAAUAUGCCUUGACUCCGCUAGAUUUGGGAAUAAAUAAACCUGACUCGUUUAUAUUGCGGCUUCUUGACACUGGUGCUUCGAGUCAGCAACUUAAAGAUCUAACCGAAAAGCAAAAUCAAAAUCUAGGGGCAUGGAUCACUGCGUUAUUUGUCGCCGAAGGGAUUAGUGAUGAGUCGAUGUCCUCAUGCAGUCCACAAGAGUUCUAUCUCCUGGUUGCAACUUUGUUCAGCCAAAGCUUAACGGCUUGUGAAGCUGGGAAAAUGGAAUUCGAAACACUCAAGGGAGGAUUUGAGUAUCUUCUCGAACCUUUCCUGCUUCCGGCGUUGGUGAUGGCGCUCACUUGGCUUGGAAACCAUAUAUGGGAGUCCGAAAGCGAUUUGGAAACGUCACUCAAGAUCCUCUAUGGCCUUGUAAAGCCCGCUUCUAUAUCUGGAGAAGCACAAGAAAUCCACCGGACUGUGUUGUGCAUCGCUUCGCGAACACUGGAAGCUACACUAAAAGAUACCCGGGCCCGCCACCCAUCUCGAACGGAUAUCAGCCCGAUCCUAGACGUCCUCGAACAAUAUCACUCAUUUAGACGAACUGGCGCCACCAAUCAAACUGAACUAGAUAGUUGGAGAGCCAACCCUGCUGGUGGAGGCUUAGUGACCAGUAUUCGCAACACAUUUUCGUCACUUGUUUUAUGGAGCACAGACCCAGAGAUAAGCAUGACUCCUCCAAGUUACACUCAUCGUCAAAUGCUAGCCGGGAUAGGACACGUUGGUUCUGAAAGAGUGCUCCAGGGACUAAUUGACGAGCUUAAAUUACAAACGGAAACCGGAAGUGGUAACUUAGCUUUCGACAUUGCGGCAACACUUAUCUGUGCUCCAAUGGCCGAGUCAUUCACAUUAGAGCAGAUAUUAUACCGACACAUGGAUCAAGAUAAAUAUCCUCUUCCUGGAUGUAGGAUGCUGACACUUCGUGAUGCCCUUGGUAUACAGCGAGAAUCUUUGUCAAAAUUAAUUGAGGCGGAUCCACACCGUGCAGAGCUAAUAAUCCGGCUUCAUCGUCGAGUAGAGGCACUUUGUUCCAUCCCGGAAAUAGCACCGGGGGACGUGGAUGUCGGUAAUAUCAUGGACAGUAUCCACCUCGAAGCAGUUGGUGGCGAUGAUGAACAGCGUGAACAACACCAGCAACAGCAGCCAGAUGCAGACCAAUCCAAUCAAGGAGUCGUCGCCCCCACUGGAAAUACACCCGGAAAUCUCGAUGCUAUGCUUGAUGCCGCCGCUUCAGCUGUUGUGGCAGAUCCGAACGGUACUGCUGGAGCAGAGGCAGCUGCAGGAGCAGGGCUACUUGGAAAUGGAGUUGGUGGGGAUGCUGGUGUCGGGAUAGGGACGGGUAUGAAUGACGUUUUCUCCUUGAUGGACAUGGGAAAUCCGGAGUUUAUCGAUUUAGAUAUGGAAGAUAUGCUUUGAACUAGAUGUACGAUAUCAUUUGAAUUUACGGGUGAUGGUUUUGCAGGAGCAUAAGGUUGAAUUCGGGUCGGGAAAGCUAUGGUGACAUAUAUGAGGAUGUUGGUCUGGUUAACCGGCCUCAAAGCGCCGCCCUAGAUUGUAUGGGUAUUGGAAUGCAUUUCGACGCUUCAUUUCGCGAGAACGUUAAAGGUCUACAUAUCGAUCAUCCUCUUUCACGC
This is a messenger RNA of Coccidioides posadasii C735 delta SOWgp, 3755 nucleotides long. It is a transcript of the gene NUT1, whose product is annotated as mediator complex subunit. Gene Ontology annotation, biological process: regulation of transcription by RNA polymerase II. The record is from RefSeq and is a predicted model, not a curated record. Gene Ontology annotation, cellular component: mediator complex. NCBI's taxonomy places the organism in Eukaryota, Fungi, Ascomycota, Eurotiomycetes, Onygenales, Onygenaceae. Gene Ontology annotation, molecular function: transcription coregulator activity.